AUGUCUUCCAUCGAACAGCUUACAACACUCUUGAAUGAAGCAGCAAAGAGUUUACCUGCACAAGGUCCUAUCAAUGACGAGAAGCGAAAUGCGUUCUACGCUGCUUACGAGAAUCUCCGAAACGCGAUUGAAACUCCAAUCGAUGCUGCAGUAAGAGUGCUGUUUGGUGGCUAUGAUGCCGUAGCUCUACGAGUUGCGAUGGACACACAAAUCUUUAAUCAACUUGCAAUGGCCGAGGGCCAGUCAAAGAGCAUCUCUGAGCUGGCCAAGCCGUCCGGUGCAGACCCGCUCUUGCUCAAUCGGUUCAUCCGCGUUUUGGCUGCAAGUGGGCUAGUCAAGGAAACCGGCGAGGGCGAGUAUGCAGCGGUUCCUCUUACCGGGGCAUUUUCGGACAUGUCACCUCUCUCGAAAUCGGCCUUCCAUAUCCUUUCAAAUGCCAAUUCGUUGGCCAAACUCCCACAAUACCUGCAAAAAACGAAUUACCAGAACCCAAACGACAGCUGGGAUGGCCCUUUUCAAUUUGGCGAACCGACGAAUCUGCAAUAUUUUGAGUGGAUAGAACAGGACCCAAAGCACCAAGAGGCAUUCAAUACACACAUGACACUGCAACGAAUAGAGCGUGGCCCCAACUGGUUUGACUUUUAUCCGGUUCAGGAACGCUUGCUAGACACUGACAAAGACACUUCCAAGAAAUUCCUGGUCGACCUGGGUGGUGGUGUUGGUCAUGACCUGGCGGCCUUCACUGAGAAGUAUCCGGACCUUGCUCCAAGGCUCGUUCUCGAGGAUCUCGGUCAUGUUCUGGCAGAUGUUGACAAGCAGGAAUUCAAGCUACACCCCCAAAUCGAGCGAGUGCCAACGGAUCUUUUUAAAGAACAGACUGUCAAGGGCGCAAAGGUGUACUAUCUGCGCACCGUACUUCAUGAUUGGCCGGACAAGCAAGCCAAGCAAAUUCUGAGCAACAUUCACGAAGCAAUGACCGACGACUCGGUCUUGAUUUUGAACGAGAAUGCGCUACCAGACGAAAAUGUCGCUGGAUUCCAGGCCAGGGUUGACAUUCUCAUGAUGUCCAUCUUGUCGGGAAUUGAUCGUACCUAUAAACAGUUCCACACACUUUUGGAAGAGAGUGGAUUUGAGGUUCUUGGGACUUAUCGACCUCAGACACUUUCACCAGGAGCUGGAACGAUUUUCGAGGCUGUCAAAAAGCAUUGA
This is a messenger RNA of Talaromyces amestolkiae, 1209 nucleotides long. RefSeq lists its product as uncharacterized. Bases 1 to 1209 code for a protein of 402 amino acids. Gene Ontology annotation, molecular function: O-methyltransferase activity. The record is from RefSeq and is a predicted model, not a curated record. The transcript is spliced from 4 exons. Lineage: Eukaryota; Fungi; Ascomycota; Eurotiomycetes; Eurotiales; Trichocomaceae.